Messenger RNA from Letharia lupina, 4665 nucleotides. RefSeq lists its product as uncharacterized. Bases 1 to 4665 code for a protein of 1554 amino acids. Lineage: Eukaryota; Fungi; Ascomycota; Lecanoromycetes; Lecanorales; Parmeliaceae. Gene Ontology annotation, biological process: regulation of ARF protein signal transduction. Gene Ontology annotation, molecular function: guanyl-nucleotide exchange factor activity. The record is from RefSeq and is a predicted model, not a curated record. The transcript has 3 exons.
AUGAUGAACCGCAAAGAUACUCCAGCAUCUUUCGUGCGACGUGCAGACGCUCCCCGACCUCUGAGCGUCAGAUCUGCAGCCUCAAACGCAACAACCAAUGAUCCGCCCCUUCAGACACCGAAAAAUAAAAUUAAGACCAAGCGUGCAUCGAAGCAGGCGCAUCGAGCGCCACGUGAGACACAUAUGGAGGAUAAUGCAAGGGGCCAUGCAGAAGAAAUCAUUCGGGAUGAGAGAAUUUCGCAUGAUCUGUCAUUGACAGACAAUACCCGGCAUUCGGUGGUGGACAACAUGCUCAUGUCCCUCAAUCCUGACCAGCCCAAAUCCUUUUCGCCGCCAACCGGCCCCCCACCAUUCUCUGCAAGCUCCAAUCCGACCUCGCAGCCAAACAGUGCGCCCCGACAUCUACACUCCGCAUCUUUCAAUUCCGACUUCACAUUUCCCUCGGACGACUCGCCAAACCGACAUUCUGCUCACCUCCCACGAGGCCGCCGGAGUCACAGCAGCUCUACCUUUCAAUCCGGACUCGGCCGAAUAGACAGUGUUCAUGGGGAAGGCGACGCAGGUGAAACCGCGAAAGAAAAGGUCUUCCGUACCCAGUCAGCGUCAAUAGGUGCUAGGAAAAGCAGCAAGAGCAGUGGUUCAUCAAGUGUAGAUCUGGGCAAGAUGGGAGGACCGUCAAGGUUUCCACAUGCCCUUGGGCGGCGUUCGGCAAGCUUCGAUCAGGGAGAAAGGAUUCGCAUUGUGCAUUCGGCAUCCAGCUCUACAACACAACAAGCACCACCACUACCAAGUAGUCGAUCUCGCCCAGUAAUGUACGACGACUCUGACGCUGCACCAACACCUACCGUACCUGGAGGGCCUCGGAAAGACAGAGCCUCAGCAUACCCACCUCAAGCACAACCACAGGCCCCCACACAUCACCGGAGAAGCAGCAAGGCGUCAUCAAGAAGUCAGCCAGCGAAGAAGAAGAAAGGCGAUACAGCUGCGUGGGACGCACCCAUGCCACCAAAUAGCAGUGCAUAUGCAGCAUCCAGGCGGGGUUCAAAACAGAUCAGUCCUAUGCCCAUGUUCCUGAAGUCGCGGAACCCGAGCCCGGUGAGACAGUAUUCGGAUCCUUUUGUGGCCCAAAGACAGGACUCAACGGCUCAUUCGACCAUACAAUCGAAGGAUUCUACGAGAGAGCGGCCUGGAUUCUUCAGAAGGAUGUUCGGAUCAUCAAAGGACCCAGCGCCUGCAACAAACGACCUUCAAGCACCCCAUUUCCCUCCACUACGGGGUCAUACGAGAGUAAACAGUCGAGAAGGCUUCGCAACACCCCACAAGCUUUCUAAGCCAGCUGCACCAGAGGAGCCUUUGCAUGCCUUGCCCGAAAGCGUCAACCCACCCCUAGCCAAAAAGCAUUCUUCAUUCUUCAGACGGCGGAAAAAGUCCUUGUCUGAGGAUAUGCCACCUCCACUGCUUCCAUUGAACGUGAGGUCUCAUCGUCCACCUCUCUCUGACCCGAUAGAGCAGAGUCCUGUGAGCAGUCUACGCCAAGUCAUGAAUCCUUUCCUUGACGACCCGAUGCGUUCCAACGCCCAACAGUUUGCAGGUACAACCGGCGGCGACUUUGCCACUCCACAUACUCAUACUCUACAAGCCAAAGGGUCGGUUGAGCCCAUCAACCAAGAUUAUGAUCUAGGGAAUGAUGCUGGAUUCAACCAUCCUCUCAGCAAGGUUCGAGACAUGUCAACGUCAAGGCGGGAAGCCCUUGCCGAGAGAGUCCACCUCACACCUGACGACAGAACGUCCUCGAAACCCCAUGACAGUUCUUUUCUGCAUGAUGACAGCAGCAACGAGACGAGGAUACCUGGAGCUGCUAGUGAACCUCAGCUCGCACGUCAAGGUACGGUGAAUCUCGAUCAACCACCAACGAGCUUCCCUAGCUCUUUGGCAUCGCGCAGAGAGAAUGCACGACCUCGCUCUAAGCCGAAGGAGUCUGCUGAAUCACUGCAUCAGCGAUCGAUCGACUCUACAAGGAAUCGGAAUAUGCUUUCUACACGCAAUAACAAUUCGUCCGUAUCGCAACGCGCUGCUCAUGCAACUCCUGCAAAGCCCGAACCAAGGGAAUGGCUCACCCCAUUGCAAAUGACACCCAGCAAGAAUCGUUCGUCCCCCCCAGGGUCUUUAGAGACGUCUGACCGCUCUCAGCGGGUGUGGCUGCAGCCUGACAGUCCUGAGCAAAAGCUACCCAAGCUAGAUGACGCCAGGUUCACUGACGGCGCUGAGGUCUCUCCUGUCAGUGACUAUCAUUCUGCUUCUUCGGUUCAGAGCGCGUCGAAGCCAAACGAUGACAUCCAUUUCCCCGAGCCAACGCCAGAGGAUGCAGCGCACAAGCUUAGUGUGGAAAUCGAUCCAAGCCAACCGACUGAGGCAGAUCGUGCGCAGGCCCAGCAAAUCUACGACGGUGAAGAAAGCUUGGCGAGCAAGCCAACGGCAGCCGCUUGGCUUGGAGAACCAGGUCCAGAACGUAUGCGUGUGCGACAAGCCUAUGUGGAGCUCUUUGACUGGCAGAACCUUAACAUCCUCGCUGCUCUGCGGGGGUUGUGCGGUAAGCUGUACCUGAAAGGCGAAGCUCAGCAGGUAGACCGAAUCCUCGAUGCCUUCUCUAACCGCUGGUGUGCUUGCAAUCCCAGUCAUGGGUUCAAAGCUACAGAUGUCGUGCAUACGAUCUGCUACUCGGUGUUGCUGCUAAACACGGACUUGCAUCAGGCAGAGAUUGAGACAAAGAUGACGCGCCAGCAGUUCCUGAAGAAUAUUCUACCCACCAUCCGUCGUGUAGUGUCCGAUGCUGCUCCAGACGUUUUCACCAACAACCGUGCCUCUACGCUUCCUCCUCCGCGACCAUGGGUAGAUUCUUUGCACUCCAGCGGCAAGACACCGACGUCUCACGAAGGACGGCGAUCAUUCGAGGGCCAAAGGCCGCUCUAUCAACUGUCGCAGCGACCAUCUGACCAUACAGUUUACACUUCGACUCCAUUUACACAGCUUGACUACGCGACUUCUCAGGGUGACAGUGGCCCAUUCGUAAGAACUGGGUUUCACGGCAAACAGAGUACCUGGGAGAAUCAGAUCGAGAUUAUUCUCAAGGACUUCUACGUCUCCAUUCGCCAACAACCAUUACCUCUCCAUGGGACCGAGACUACAGAGCCUGGUUCGCAAACACCGCAUACAUCAAAUAGUCUUUCCACCAUGACCAAUAGCAUGCUCCGCCGCACACCUAGCAUGCUCAGCAAAGCUGGUUCCGAGAAUGUCAGCUACACCCGGGGUCGUCAAGGGUCGGAGCAGCGGCUAGGUACAGGCAGAUGGCAGUCGAAGAAUAGGUCUAGGCCACGCCUUUAUCCGGCUUCCACUUCAGGAACCGUAGCCUCCAGCCGACGGUCCAGUUUGGAUGAACAGUCUUCUGUCACAAGCCCUUCUGUCACUAGUGCGUGGAGCAAAUUCUCAUCUUUCGGCAAGACUCAGACAACCAUCUCUAUGGACUCUUUCGCAUCGAACUAUCCGCAGGGCGACUAUCAACAAUCGAUCGGAUUCGCCAAUGCUUUGAGCCAAGCUAUUAUACGUGAAGAGGGUACAGCGAGUGAGGAAGAGACCCUUCGCGUUGCUCCGCUCCUCGAAGACGAGAGCUUGGAACUUGCGGGUGCACCAUGGGCCAAAGAGGGCAUCCUGAAGCACAAGCAUCAUCUUGAGUCCGUCGAUAAGAGAGCCAAGGAUAGAAACUGGGUUGAGAGCUUCGCUGUCAUUGAAAAAGGCUAUUUGCGCCUAUUCUCUUUCAGCAUGAACGCCAAAUCCCUCCGUCAAAAAGCCAAAAACCAAAGAGCUCCUGGUGGUGUCGUCGGUGGGGGUAACUGGGCUGACAGCGCCGAAACUCUUGGCACCUUCCUCCUUCGCCAGACUAUUGCCAGCGGCCUUCCACCUCCUGGUUACUCAAAGACCAGACCUCAUGUCUGGGCACUCACGUUGCCUACAGGCGCGGUCCAUUUCUUCCAAGUCGGCACACCAGAGAUUGUUAGAGAAUUCGUGAUGACAGCCAAUUACUGGAGCGCACGUCUAUCAAAAGAGCCAAUGGUCGGCGGUAUAAGUAACAUAGAGUACGGCUGGGGCGAGUCCGUCGUUGAUACCUCCUUCUUGAAUGUUGAGAAGAACGCAUCCUUUUCGGUCGCCGGCAGCUCAGGACCUAGACCGAGUCUACAGAGUUCAAUCCGAAGUGCAAGAAGCUCGAUCGAUCAAGGAAACUUCAAGCCAAGACUGCCAGGAGACAGAGUCGUGAUUACUGAUUGGACGCCACCGCAACAGAGUAUGGUCGCCAGUGUCUUGAUGGAGGUGGAUCAGCUCAAAGCGCUGCUCACAUAUGUUAAGAAUAUUACGGAGGACUUUCAGAAGCACAAUGACCUGAGGGGGGCGAUGCUACUGGCAUUCUCUUCUCGUCACCCGAACAGUACGAAAGCAAUGGCGAAUUGGGAGCGCAAGUCGUCUUACCUAUUGCACGAGAUCGUCAAAUUCAAAACCUAUAUCGACUGCUUGCAAGCUGCACAAGCGCAAAAGGAAAAGAUCUACGUCGAGAGAGGCAACUUGACUGUUGCCGAAAAUGCGAGCACUGCAGGGUCAGAGUCGACUCAGACCUGA